GACGUUUGGGAAUCCCUGCGUUCGGAUAUAAACCAGCUCCAACACAACUUUGGGUGGCGCCAGAGCGCAAGAAAAGAGGCGGUGUGUGAAAAACCAACACAACUCACGGGUUAAUCUGCCUGGAGAAUCACUUUGUGGCUUCGGCCGUCUCCACAUCCCGCUGGAUGAUGUGUGAAUUUCUUCAGCGGGUGGUUGGACUUGCCACCUGCCAGGAAUGGUAAACAGGCUAGAGCGGCGAAGACUGCGCCGACCUCUCCCACUUUUUCACUGGAAAACGUUGACAUUUUUAUUGUUAUUUUUUUUAUGUUCAGGGUCGCCUGCAGUAGUGAAAUAAACACGGAUAACUUUGUGUUGCCGGCUGCGCAGGAGAAAGUGAGCCAAACAGAAACUGGCAGUGCUGAGAUUAUUAACGGAGUCUCUGAGCGCCCGGUGCUGUGCCCGACCCCUCUCGCUUUGAAGAUUAGAGGGUUGACGGCGUCUGAAGGACACUAAGAACAGGAUUAGGUAUUGUGCAGGCUAACCUACUUCUCAUCACUCCUACAUCUUGUCCUCUGAAUAUUUGCGCAGUGACCUUUGGUGCACUUGGAAUACAUAUACAGCGGGUGCGCCCCUGAGGUCUGUGUGAAUUUGACUAAAGGGCGAGAUGUGGUGUGAUCACAGGAACUCAAAUCAGGUGGGCAGGCAAUAAGGCUUGACAGAAGAUGCAACGGGGGUGGUGGCUCGUCAGAUGGCUGGGGACAGGAAUGGCAGUCCUCUCUUUGCUAACCCACAGCUGGGGCCAGGACACAGAAGACUGGCAGUAUGAGGAAUGUAAGCUGUCCCGACCAGGCCCCCCUGCAACCAUAGUGACCAUUGACGAGGAGAGCCCCAACGGUACAGUUCUGGUGGAAAACAUGCAGAUAAAUGGCCGAGCCCAGGACCCAGGCAGAACCAUCUCGCUGAUGUUGCUGGACAACUAUGACUACUGGGUGAUACUGGAACCAGCACGACAGAGGCUCUACCUCAACAGCACCGGGCGCGUUCUGGACAGAGAUCCUCCCAAUUACAUCACCACCAUUGUGGUUCAGGUCCAGUGCACCAAUGAGCUGGUUGGCACUGUCAUUUUGCACGAGGUGCGGAUAGUUGUGAGGGACAGGAAUGACAACACUCCUCGCUUUCAGCAGCCACGCUACUAUGUCGCAGUAAACGAGCUCACACCAGUUGGAACAACCAUUUUCACUGGCUUCUCAGGAAAUAAUGGCGCUACAGACAUUGACGACGGACCCAAUGGACAUAUAGAAUACAGCAUCCUUUACAACCACAAUGACCCGGAUUCUAACAGAACUGUGAGUGUCGCAAACACUCUUUCAGGACACAUCAUUCUGGCGGAGAGGCUAAACUAUGAGGAGAGAACUCGCUACCUGGUUUUGGUCCAAGCCAAUGACCGUGCUCCAUACCCCCCCAACAGACGAUCGGCUACCACGACUCUGACUGUGGAUGUUCUGGACGGAGACGACCUGGGCCCCAUGUUCCUCCCUUGUGUUUUGGUGAACAACACCCGUGACUGCAAUCCCCUCACCUACCGCGUUGCUAUCCCUGAAUUCACUGAACCGAGCAAACUGAAUCCACUGAAUGUGACUCCUCCGAUCCGGGCAGUGGACAUGGACAGAAACAUACAGCCCCCGUCAGACAGACCUGGCAUUCUUUACUACAUCCUGGUUGGUCAUCCAGUCACAUAUCCGGAGUAUUUCUCCCUGAACAGAACCACUGCAGAGCUGCGCGUUCUUCAGCCUAUCAGCAGGGACUUGUAUCAAAGGUUCACACUCAUCAUCAAGGCUGAACAGGACAAUGGUCACCCCCUCCCAUCCUAUGCUGACCUCAUUAUCGAAAUCCUGGAUGAGAACAACCAGGCACCGUAUUUCCAGUUUGAGACCUAUCAGGGCUACGUGAGUGAGUCCUCCCCUGUGGGUACGACUAUCUCAGCCAGUGCCAACCUCACUGCCCCCCUGGGAAUCAUAGCUCUGGACAAUGACAUUGAAGAGACGAAAGACCCAAUGGUGAAGAUUACCCUGAAUGACUACACCACAAUCUUCAGCUUGACCCCAACUGGGAUAAUCCGCUACCUGAGGCUCCUCAAACCUGUGGACCGGGAGAAGCAGAUGGCCUAUACAUUGACGAUGGUGGCAUCAGAUGGCGUCCAGAAGAGCAGCCCAGUAACUGUCAACAUACUGGUCCUUGAUGCCAAUGACAAUACACCCACGUUUGCCGAGGUCUCCUACAGUGUGGAAGUCUUUACAGACAUGCAGCCGGGGGAGACGGUGCUACAGUUAACAGCAGUAGAUGCUGAUGAGGGACUGAAUGGUCUGGUGACCUAUGAGAUACUGGCUGGUGCCCAGGGAGAUUUCAUCAUUAGUAAUCGGACUGGACGCAUCACUGUGGCACCUGGUGUCACUUUAACUGUGGGGCGAUCGUACGCCCUGACUGUCAAGGCCUCUGACAACGCACCAGAGACCCAGAGAAGGAGCUCCAUCACAACAGUGUACAUUGAGGUUUUACCACCCAACAACCAGAGCCCCCCACGCUUCCCCCUCUUCACGUACAGCUUGGAAGUCAGUGAGGCCAUGAGGAUAGGAGCUAUUCUGCUCAAUCUGCAAGCCACAGACAGAGAAAACGAUCCCAUCACAUACCGAAUUCUUAGUGGGGAUUCCCAGAACGUCUUCAACCUCUCUGAAACGAUUGGCCUUCUACUUCUGGGCAAGCCUCUGGACCAAGAGACCACUGAUCAGUACCGUCUGGUUGUCACAGCCUCUGACGGCAACCCUGGAGGGACAUCCACCACCACUGUGAACAUCGUCGUCACUGAUGUCAAUGAUAACGAUCCUGUGUUUAACCUCACCACACCGACUAAUUUUACUGUGCAAGAAGAACAGGCCAAUUUGUUCGUAGGACAAGUCAGGGCCACAGAUCCAGAUGCAGGGGCUAAUGGCCAAGUGCGCUACCGGAUUGUGAAUCAUCCUGACUUGUUUAUAAUCAGUGAAAAUGGCAGCAUCUAUACAAGAGUGCCUCUGGAUCGGGAGCUUAGGAGCCAAUAUGACGUGGUGGUAGAGGCCUCAGAUGGGGCAGUGGAUCCACGUCGGACGACCUUGACCCUCUCAGUCCAGAUCACAGAUAUUGACGACAACAGCCCAGUCUUUUCCCAGCAAACGUAUGUGGUGAACGUACCUGAGAACAGCCCUGUGGGAACUGUGGUUCUCCAGCUAAGCGCAGUGGACUCAGACCUCUUUUCCAAUGUCACGUAUCGGGUCAAGACCGAGUCGGCCAGGCAGCUUUUCUCUCUGAACCCUGUCACAGGGGAGUUAGCUGUGCUGCAGACCCUGGACUUCGAGGACCUGGCAGCUAUGGGCAUGGGGGCUUCUUACACUUUCCAGGUGGAAGCUGUCGACCAAGGAGGGGUCAUGCCUCCAGGGCAAGCUACAGUCACGGUCCGCAUCACGGACAUGAAUGACUUCUCUCCCAUCUUUAGCCAAGACCUGUAUAAGGGCAUGGUUGCACCGAAUGCAGAAAAAGGAACUGUCAUCACAACCGUGUUUGCUGACGACCAAGACCCACCUGGUACUCCGGCCAGUUUUGUCCGCUACAGAGUGGACCAGGACAGGUCACCAUACAGUGGGAGCAUCUUUGAUGUGGAAGAGAAAACUGGAAGAGUCAUCACCAGGGUCAACCUCAAUGAAGAGCCCAGUGUCACCUUUAAGUUGUUUGUGAUAGCCUAUGAUGAUGGGGAGCCGGUGAAGUCGAACAGUACUUUGGUGGAGAUCACCGUCCUUCAGCCUUCUCGCAUCCCAAUCUUCACCCAGGAAGAGUAUAAGUUUCCUCCAGUUAGUGAGCUGGCUCCAUUUGGCACACCAGUGGGGACUAUUCUGGCUGCUGCUAUCAAUCAAACUAUCUUUUACUCCAUUGUGGAAGGAAAUGAACUAGGUCAUUUUCAGGUGAACAACAGGACAGGUGUCAUCUCCACAGCUAAACCUCUGGAUUAUGAGAAUGUGACCAGCUACGUCCUCAGGGUGCAGGCAGACUCCAUGAUGGUUGUCAUGUCCAACCUGCGUGUGCCUUCUAAAACAAACACAGCCAAGGUGUUUAUUGAGGUGCACGAUGAGAAUGACCACCCUCCCGUCUUCUCCAGGAAGCUCUACAUAGGCGGCGUGACAGAGGACACCAAGAUCUUCAGCUCUGUGCUCAAGAUAGUGGCCACUGACAAGGACACCGGAAAUUACAGUGCCAUGGCAUACCGUCUAAUUAUCCCUCCCACACCAGAGGGCCAGGACAGCUUCGUCAUCGAGACCUACACAGGUAUCAUCAAAUCGGCCAUGAUGUUUCGAAACAUGCGCAGGUCCUACUUCAAGUUUGAAGUUAUUGCCACGGACGACUACGGAAAAGGUCUCAGCAGCAGUGCCGAAGUGGUGGUUUCCGUCGUCAAUGCAUUGGACAUGCAAGUUGUUGUAUCCACUGUUCCCCCGACUUUAGUGGAAGAGAAUAAGGAGCAGCUCAUUAGUAUUCUGGAGCGCCACGUCCAGGACCAGAUUCCAGGUGCCAAGGUGAUUGUAGAGUCAAUUGGGCCGCGUCGUCAUGGCGAUGGCUUUGAACUAGAGGACUACAGUAAGUCGGACCUGAUGGUGUACGCCAUUGACCCGCUCACCAACAGGGCUAUUUCACGCCAGGAGCUCUUCAAAUUUCUGGAUGGGAAUGUGCUGGAAAUCAACAAGGAGUUCCAGCCGUACCUUGGCGAGGGAGGCCGCAUCCUUGAAAUCCGCUCUCCAGACAUUGUGGCCAGUGUGAAGAAGGCGGCUCAGGCUGUGGGCUACACAGAAGGAGCUCUCCUGGCUCUGGCCAUCAUCAUCAUCCUCUGCUGCAUCCCCGCCAUCCUCAUCGUCAUGGUCACCUACAAACAGUUCAAAGAGCGACAGGCAGAGUGUGCCAAAACUGCUAGGAUUCAGAUGGCUCUACCACCGGGAGGGAAAGCACCUCCUGCCGUUGCUCCCAGCACUAACCUCUAUGAAGAGCUGGGCGACAGCAGCAUCAGGCGAGGCUACGGCAGACAGCAACAGCAACUGCUGAGACCGUCUCUUCUGAGACCUGAGGAACUGUCCAUGGAGUCAGGUAUUGACCCGGGCCAAGACUACUACACACAGGACUACUAUAAUUAUGACCAAGGGUAUGACCUUCCUCAGUACGGCAGUCGGAGGAGGCUGAUAUCUCCCAUGUAUGAUGAGUAUGGAGAGGUGAUCAUGGAAGAUGAUGGGUAUUACUACAGUCCACAUGGCCCUGAGCCUGGGAGAAAGAAGCUACUUAAGCUGGUGCUAGAUCGGGAGAAUGAGACCACCUCCACAGGAGAGGAGAGCACCACAGACACCCAGCGAAACCGACUCCCCAACAGCCACAGCAACAUCAACGGGAAUAUCUACCUCGCACAAAAUGGCACUAUCGUCCGAACUAGGAGGCUGUUACACCCAAACAACCUGAAGUUGGGCUCUCCGUGCCGUCUGAGUAAGCAUUUUAAAAAACUAGACAAGUUAGGUGUGACUCACGAAGAACCCCCGCCUGUUAUUAGCAUUGAGGGUUCAGGAAACGACACAGAAAAUGGAACAGGUACAUGUGUUCCCUCUAACGUGGACGUCAACCUCAACACCCGGUCCUCCUGUGGCUCCCUGGGAUCCACCAUCACUGAUCUUAAAAGUUUUGGGUCUAAAACCGGUAUUGCCAAGGCCUUGAUUGACAGAAACAGCAUUGGCCCGUGUGUGACUGAGGAGCAAGAGACUUCUGUUGACAACCACAAGAACAGUAGGGAGACACUGGAGUCCCACAGUGACCACACAUUAUCAGACGACGAGGAGUUAUGGAUGGGACCCUGGAACAGCCUGCACAUACCAAUGACAAAACUCUGACUGGCCAUGCAGAAAAUUACUUAUCUUUUUGUUAUUUUCCUAUCUUUAUCAUGUUUUUUUUGUUUAGAAAAGGAUUAUUAAAAAAAAUGAUUGUGUGCCUCAACUGGAUAAGCUCCGAUCACUGUCCACCACCAGCCAUUGCACUUACAGUCAGUUUUUGUUUAACCACAAUAUGUUGAAGCUUAUUUCUACUGAGCAUUUAUCACUGACAGGGCUAUUACAGACAGGAACAUAGAGCUGCAAGGCAAUGAGUGCCUCAAAGAAAAAUUUGAUUUUAUGUGAACCGUGACCCUAAUUUAAAUUUUUUUUAAACUCAGAAGAUGGGCCUCUUUUGUUGAGUGAUUCAAUGUUUAACUUUCUUUUCUCAGCCUCAAUUUUUUUUUUUCAUCCCGAAACAGAUCACAAAGAGAUUGUCAUUAAUUUCACUACAAUGUUCAAGAUAUUUACAGAGAAAUCAUGGUGAACAUAUGAAGAAAUUGUGAUUAUAUAGUCUAUGAUAAAGUAAAAGAAACUUAUUUUGCUAAUAGAAUUUUACUUGCAAAUAAUCAAGAUUGUCAUUGAUUAUUUUAUGUUGUGAUCACUUGACAAUGUUUUUGAAAAUUUCUGGAUAAAUAUAUGAAAUUAUUUUUGUCUAUUUUGUAUCUAACAGAGAUGAAGAAUUUAACAUAUGACAUUAAAAACAUAAUACCCACA
Messenger RNA from Seriola aureovittata, 6611 nucleotides. RefSeq names its product protocadherin-related 15a (gene pcdh15a). Gene Ontology annotation, molecular function: calcium ion binding. The record is from RefSeq and is a predicted model, not a curated record. Gene Ontology annotation, cellular component: stereocilium; plasma membrane. The transcript is spliced from 39 exons. Bases 702 to 5918 code for a protein of 1738 amino acids. Gene Ontology annotation, biological process: sensory perception of sound; inner ear development; homophilic cell-cell adhesion. Lineage: Eukaryota; Metazoa; Chordata; Actinopteri; Carangiformes; Carangidae.